Messenger RNA from Cylindrotheca closterium, 1179 nucleotides. Lineage: Eukaryota; Bacillariophyta; Bacillariophyceae; Bacillariales; Bacillariaceae. The record is from the annotation of a GenBank genome assembly.
AUGACUAUCUCGACGAAGAGAGCCUCACCAGUGUUGCCUCUGUCAUCAGCACUGCCGUCUGAGUCCUUACCAGCAACGCCCCUGGGGGAACAACAUUUGAAGAAAGGAAAUCUGGACGAAAAAUCAUCAGAUAACACACAAAGCCCAAAGAUACGGCAUUUCAAAGAGAAUACUCUCGACGUUAUACUUCAACAAGAAGCUAAAACGUAUCGCUCACAGUCUCUUCAGGGGCUUGACGCUUUUCCCAGCAACGACCAAUCGUGCGUCCUGGAUUGGUUUCGAACAAUGACACAAUUUUGCUACACCGUUGUGGAUUGUUGUGAAUUACCACAGCAGAGUGUGGAAGUGGCUAUCAAUAUUCUGGAUCGAUUCUUGUUUGGUGAUAUUGAAGCAAGGAUACCACUGAUACUUUUAUCCUCAGAUUCUUCAUCACAAUCGCUGAUGUCAAUGAGGCUCGAAAUCCUAAGUUCCUCUUCCAACUUUCAACUGGCCACAAUGACAUGUCUAUACAUUGCCUGCAAGCUUUUCUCUACCAAAUGUCUAUUUCUUGUUCAGCUGGAGCGUCUAUCUGGAAACACAGCUACUGCACGCGAUAUUGAAUCCAUGGAGCGGCAAAUCUUGAGUCAUUUACAGUUCCAAAUCAAUGCUCCCACCAUUGUCUCCUUUGCACAAGAAUACGUCCAAGAGGAACUCCAAAUAUGGAGUUUUCCCGUUACGGAGCAUAGUGAUUGCGACGGAGAAAGCCAUAGCGAAGACCAGCGAUUGCUUUUCUUGCACUUGGUAGAACAACAAUCGCGGCUGGCCACAUGCAAACUCUAUACAUUUCAUGUUCCCAUCUCUUCCAUCGCGUUGGCAUGUGUCAAGAAUGCUUUGGAGGUCAUGGAAAACGUAAACCCCACUAUGAAAUUGCCAAUCUUUCAAACUUUGUGGUCGGACUUGGAGAACAAGGUGCGAUCCUACUACUACGACGACCAGCGUGAUAUUGCACUCGUCCAAGAACAACUGCAAUCCAGUUUGCGGAUCAUUACUCUGGAAGCGAUGCAACAAUGGGCCAAUUUGGAUCAAACAAAUGAUGUACCUAUGCGUGAGGACAAUUCCCAGCAUUCUUCGUCAAAGUUAUUCUCCUUGUCCCCACGCACUCCAAAUGCAUCAUCACCAACAGCAGUGAUUCACUCGUGA